AUGGCAAGAACCACUACCCACGCUUGGCACUUCUUCUCAUUGUCCCUACUCGUUACGCCUAUCAGUCAGUCGGCAAUGGAUCCUUUUGAAGUGAGAAUGCAAUUCCUUGGUCUUCUGCGCAGGCUUAACGCUUCGCAGCAAUCCAUACAAAAGGUUGUAAGUUUCGCAAUCAAAUUCUUCCCGCCCUGCGGGGAGGAUCUUUGGGACUGUGUAGUAGAGGAAUGUCAGAAGGGAUCAAUAAAUUCAAGAAUAAAUAUCUUGUACUUUCUUGAUUCUCUGUGCGAGACUUGUUUGUUGGUCAAAUCGCAUGCGAGCACGAUAGGAUACGACCAGCAGCACAAAUCUUCAAGUAGCAAUCGCUACGUUGAUUUCGUUCAACGAGACCUCAGUAAAAUAGUGGAAUAUGUCGUGCCGGAAGGAAGGCAGGGUCUACCAAAUUUGUCGAGUACUAAACAGGUGCUUGAAAGCUGGCGGUCCAAACGUGUCAUAGAUCCUCAAGUCAUCGACAAUAUCAUGGAUCAACUGGAUACCCGUAGAUUCGAGUCAUCUCCUGUUGUUGCCGAAGCGUCGACAUCUACCUCGAGUCGAUCAACUACUACUCACCUCCCCCGCGGAGAGAUAUUCAAACGGAUUGAGGAGGAUCGCGAACGACACAAGCGACUGAGGGAACGACGAUGGGUACAACCGAUCUCUUUCACCCCCUUGGCCCUAGCAUCAUUUCUACCUCUGGACGAGCCGGAAGCAACCAGUUCUGAUAAAAAUGGGCCACUCCCCAUCGACGUGGAGUUCGAGAACGAUUGGGAAACGACAAGCGAUUGGAAUGAGGACGACGACGAAGCCGCAAUGGAAGAAAACGAUCUCUGCUUCCCCCCUGAAGGCGAAGUUGCCAUGGAUUUGUCGUAA
Pleurotus ostreatus (oyster mushroom) is the source of this 903-nucleotide messenger RNA. RefSeq lists its product as uncharacterized. The record is from RefSeq and is a predicted model, not a curated record. Gene Ontology annotation, cellular component: CTDK-1 complex. The coding region runs from base 1 to 903 and encodes 300 amino acids. Gene Ontology annotation, biological process: positive regulation of DNA-templated transcription, elongation; positive regulation of transcription by RNA polymerase I. NCBI's taxonomy places the organism in Eukaryota, Fungi, Basidiomycota, Agaricomycetes, Agaricales, Pleurotaceae. The transcript has 4 exons.